AUGAAGAGAGAAGACGUUGUUUACUUUGGUGCUGGGCCCGCUGCCCUACCCACGGAUGUGCUCGCCAAGGCCGCCGAUGCCCUGCAGAACUAUGACGACACCGGAUUGGGUGUCGCGGAGCAUAGCCAUCGCAGCGGGAUUGCGAACGAUAUCUUGAACACUAUGAAGGCAGAUUUGGUGUCGUUCCUGAAUGUUCCUGAGACUCACGAUGUCUUGAUCAUGCAAGGUGGUGGAUCGGGACAGUUCGACGCGACGUUGUACAACUCGGUUGCGAUCUGGGUCGAGAACCAGCGCCAGAAGAUCCUGCAGAACGGGGAGAUCAGCGAGGAGGAGCUUGUCAAGCAGCUACAACAGAAAGUGCAGUCGGAACUGCGCCUGGAUUACCUGGUGACCGGAUCGUGGUCGGCGAAGGCCAGUCAAGAGGCCGGGCGCCUGCUGGGCACAAACAAUGUGAAUGUUGCGACCGACGCACGGAAGAUCAACGACGGCAAGUUCGGCAAGAUCCCCGAGGAGUCGACGUGGACGCUGAGCGAAAAGCCUGCGUUGGUGUACCUGUGCGAGAACGAGACGGUGGAUGGUGUCGAGUUUCCCCGGUUCCCUAAGGCGUUGGAGUCGAAGGCCGCGGAUGACCAGACGGUCGUGGUGGGUGACUUUUCCUCGACGAUUCUCUCGCGUCGCAUUCCCUUUGAGCACUUCUCGAUUGUGUUCUUUGGCGCCCAGAAGAACCUGGGUCUGCCGGGUAUCACACCCGUCAUUAUCAAGAAGAGCCUGCUGUCGAUUCUGGGCCAGGUUAAGCCCGAUAUUGUUCGUCGGGUGGGACUUCCUGUUGCGCCUACGAUCCUGGACUACGCGGUCACUGCCAAGAACAACAGCCUGUACAACACACUCAGCAUUUUUGAUGUCUACGUGGCCGGCCAGGUCCUGAAGAAGCUUCUCGCCACCUUUCCCGACAAGGUUCAAGGCCAAGAGGCUGUGGCUGGAAAGAAGGCCAACCUGAUUUACGAUGCCCUUGAUGCGUACCCCGACGUGUACAGGGUCGUCCCCGACAAGAGCGUUCGUUCGAGAAUGAACGUCUGCUUCCGGGUCACCAAGGGUGUCAACGUGGACGAAGCCGAGAAGGCUUUCCUGAAGGGUGCCACGGACCGUGGAUUGCUCGGUCUUAAGGGCCACAGAAGCGUUGGAGGUAUCCGUGCUUCGAAUUACAACGCCAUCCCCGAAGCUGGCGUUCAACAAUUGGUGGCAUUCUUGAAGGAGUUCGCGACAACUGCAUAA
Molecule: messenger RNA, 1272 nt
Organism: Aspergillus melleus
Lineage: Eukaryota; Fungi; Ascomycota; Eurotiomycetes; Eurotiales; Aspergillaceae
Gene: SER1
Product: O-phospho-L-serine:2-oxoglutarate transaminase
Exons: 6
Coding region: 1-1272 (423 amino acids)
Biological process (GO): L-serine biosynthetic process
Cellular component (GO): cytoplasm
Molecular function (GO): O-phospho-L-serine:2-oxoglutarate transaminase activity; pyridoxal phosphate binding
Source: RefSeq, a predicted model, not a curated record